Molecule: messenger RNA, 401 nt
Organism: Lasiosphaeria miniovina
Lineage: Eukaryota; Fungi; Ascomycota; Sordariomycetes; Sordariales; Lasiosphaeriaceae
Exons: 1
Coding region: 117-308 (63 amino acids)
Source: RefSeq, a predicted model, not a curated record
UGAAGGAAAUAACAAAGAGUGAAGGAAGCUCAGAGGCAUGUCAACCAGGGCCUGUCCAAUUCCAUGAAAAGUGGGUCAAUUCCAGACGACAUGUUCCUUGAGCUUGAAGCGGUGAAAUGGCACCAUACGACAACGACAACAACAAUGCCAUAAGACGAGCCUUACAGGGUACUGUUGCAGGGGACUGGCCAGGAAUUCAAAUGCAACAAAGAAAGAAACACUACCACGUGCAAUGGUCUGGUGACCUUGAUUCAAGGAAAAAGAACGUGAUUUCUAAAGAGUGGUUAGGAAAAGGUGGGAGAGAGUAGUGCCGGUCCUCUGAUCAUGAGCAGAGCAGGCCAGCUAACAUAUAUGAGGUGGAUUGGCCAAAAGAAACCAAGAAAAGAUCGCACUGGGCUAAG